AUUGUUUUAAAUUUUAAAUUUUCUUAUUUUUUUUUUUUUUUUGAUUUUUGAUUUUUUUAUUUUUGAUUUUUAUUAUUUUAUUUAAAUAAAUGAUUUAUUAUAUAUAUAAAUAACAAAGGCAUAAGAGUCUUUUGCCACUUAGUGAAGAAGAUAUUUUUGAAAAUAUCUCCUUAGUGGUGGUAAAAAUGAAAAAUGGUACCAUGAAAGUGGUAAACAUGUAAUUUCUCCAUUAAGUAAUUGUUUUUUAAGUAUAGUUUAGCUACAUUAGAUAUUUACUAACUAUUUCUAUAAAUUUUCAAACAUUUUGGACAACUUCAAAAUAUUCUAUACAUUUUGGAUAUUAAAUAUAAAAUAGCUAAUAUAUUCAAGUAUAUAAAUCUAAUUCGGAUACUCGAAAUAUUUUUGUUCAAAUUGGAUUUGGUUCCGGUUCUCUAGAUACAAAAAUUUUAAACAUUUCCGCAUAUCUAACAAGUUUCGGCUCAUGUUCAAUACUACUUUCUCGGAUCGGACUCAUUUCGGUUCUUCGGAUUCGGAUUUUUUGCGCAACCCUAAAAUUUUUAAGAAUUUUGACAACAUAAAAUAUUCCGCGCUUCAAAAGGUGUCGGUAAAAAAGGAGACGGUUUUAAACAUGACAGAUUUAUCUAUAUUAAAUAAUAUUUAUUAAAAUUUUAAUUAUAAACUUUCUGUAUUUUUUAAUUAAAAUCCAUCUUUCUUUUUGAAACAUAAAUAUUCUAUUAAAAACUUUUUUUAUCAUGUAAUAUAUGUCAUUUCAAAUAUUUCUCUUUAGAAUUUCAUUUAUGAUAAUAAUGUGAAAUCUAUUUCUAACCAAUUUAGUUAUACCAAUUUUUAUAUUUUUCAAUGAUAUAUUUUUUUCCUAUUAUAAAAUUGAAUCUUAAUAUUUUUAAUAAUAUAUUUAGUUGCAUUCGAAAUUAUUAUUAUUAAUAUUUCAAUUAUUAUAAUCUACAUGCAUAUUUUAUUUUAUAAUAUUAUGUUUGAUAAAUAAAUAAAAAAUCAAUCUUUGUGUACUAAUAUUUUUAUAAGUAUUUUUUCAGUAAAACAUAUUUUUAUACAAAACUAAAUAGUUAAUUCUAUUAAAAAGGAUCAAAACGGGUAUGAAAUUUAAAAUGAAUCUGUCAAAAAUUAGACGAAUCUAAAUAUGAGAAAUUAACCUAUUUUAACUCACGAUAAAAAAAGAUUUAUCUAUUUUAAUAUUUCUGACUAAAGUGACAUAGAUAUUUUUUUGGUUUUCACAACGUAAAAAUCCCGCAUUUUAAAAGCGCAAGUCAAAAUCUAGUUUCUAUUAAAAAACAAAUCCAAAAUCAGACCGGAUCCGUUAGACGCUAUUGGUGACUCCACUAGAGAAAAAACGUAGUAUUCUAUUAGUUGAUUUUUAAGUGGGAUAUUUGUAUGUCUACCUAACAACAAACAAUAGAGAAGCAAGAAUCGAGAUUCUAAGAGGUGUUUUAUUGAUCGCUUGAACAAAAACUAUAAUUUUUGGAGUAUAAAUUGUAGCUUUAUUCUCUGAACGUCGAUCCAUUGUUUGAGGGUUCGGGGUAAGUUUUUCCAUCUAUAAUAAACCUUUAUGUGAUUUUUGCAUGUUGUGUGUUUGCAUAUAUAUAACGUAAAACUAAUGUUUGGUACGGUUAACUGGAUCGUUGUAAGCUCACCGAAACCGUUUUUUUUUAAAGAUGAAUAUUAAAUAUUUUACUUAAAAUCAAAAAUUAAAUUAUAAGCAGUCAAAAUAAAUUAUGAACAAUAAAAAUGAAAAAAAUAAAAAUUAUAAGAACACAUGGUAACGUCUCAACGCUUUAUUCUAUUGUUAUUUAUAGGAUUUAUAAGGGAUCAUUAUUUGUAAAUUAAAUUUUCAAACUUAACUACAACUGGAAAUAAAAUAAAAACAAACAGAAUCAAAAUUUAUUUGAAGAUCAGGAAAAUAUUUGAUUUAAACGUGAAAUAUAAAGCAUUCCAAAAUUAUCCAUAUUGGAUUAGGUUUUUUUUUCUAUAUUGAUAUUCAAAGUCAGGUUUUAUUAAUACCAAAAACAAACAAAUCUGGAUGGAACUACAUGGCAUGAUGUUUUUUAUUUUUUUUAUUUAAAUACAAAAUCAUUUUCCAAAUUCUAAUGCAUCCCAUCGGUAAUUUUUGUACACUCCCCUUAGUUUUGAACUUUUGAUUAAGUCAUAAAUACAGAUACAGACACAAAUACAGAUACAGAUACAGAAAGCAAAAUUGAGUUUUUGACUGGUUUACAUUAUGCGAAUUGACUCGCUUAAUUGUUUCUUUUGAUAAAAUAAGUAAAUAUUAUAUUGAUAUAAUUAGGGAAAAUCAAAAUUACUAAGUCAAAUAUUCAAGGAACCAUGUGAUACAAAUGAAUAUAUUGCCAUAAAAGAUGAACCUACAAAAAUUAACAUUUAUAUAAAGGUCGACAAAGUCGAGUGUUUAAUUACAAACCUCUAAGAAGGAUCUAAACAGUAAAGAAAUCAACCAUUCGCCAUUUCGAAACCCUCUUGAUAUUCAAUUAUGAACCCUUUGAAGUUCUUGUUAAUCGUUGUGGCCAUCUUGGUGGCCUUAUGUCCAGCAAUAGUCCAAUCUCGACAAAUAAAAUGUGACCAGUUGGGUGAGAAUUGCAUCGAGGAUGGAGAAGAGACCAUGAAAAUGAGAUUAGGUUUGGAUGUGAGCCGUAGGAUUCUCCAAGCCACACGAUAUAUAAAUUACGAUGCAUUGAAGCACGACGUACCAGCUAAACAACAUGGUCAAGAGGACCGAGCGGAUAACACAUAUCGUCGAGGUUGUACUCUCGCUACAGAAUGUUAUCGGCUUACGAAUUAAACAACAUGAAUACUAAUUUUUAUUUUUAGUGCAACACAGAAACAAAAUAUAGUUUUUUUCCCUUAGUUUACAUUUUCUGUGUAUGUAUUUUUAUUACCUUUGAUUGGUAUCUUCAAUAAAAUUGAAAAGUUUAUUACUAUUUUCAAUAACAUCUAAUUCAUUGAUUCACAUAGCUAAAAAGGGAAAUUGUAUUGUAUAUAUAACUAACCGAGCUAAUAAUCUCUACCAUCUAUUAUUAUGAAUUCAGAAUAGAGGAAACAAAAUACCAACUUCAGAUUCUUAAGAUUUAAACAUUGGAGUAUUAAAACGAGAAAGGUUUUCGAAGAUUAACGACGGCUGGAUAGUUGAGGAAGAAUUGGUGAAAGGAUCGACUAUUUUUACUACAUUUAUUUUUAACCAAAACAAUAGAAUGAUAAUUUCUAUUGUAGAGUAAUAAACUCCCUUCCAAACAUAUAACUUGAUCCAAAACUCAACAAUGAAAAUCAAA
Brassica rapa (field mustard) is the source of this 3314-nucleotide messenger RNA. RefSeq names its product protein RALF-like 14. Gene Ontology annotation, biological process: calcium-mediated signaling. Gene Ontology annotation, cellular component: plasmodesma. The record is from RefSeq and is a predicted model, not a curated record. NCBI's taxonomy places the organism in Eukaryota, Viridiplantae, Streptophyta, Magnoliopsida, Brassicales, Brassicaceae.